Messenger RNA from Ailuropoda melanoleuca (giant panda), 2801 nucleotides. RefSeq names its product olfactory receptor 2K2-like. The transcript has a single exon. Gene Ontology annotation, biological process: G protein-coupled receptor signaling pathway. Lineage: Eukaryota; Metazoa; Chordata; Mammalia; Carnivora; Ursidae. The record is from RefSeq and is a predicted model, not a curated record. Gene Ontology annotation, cellular component: membrane. Gene Ontology annotation, molecular function: G protein-coupled receptor activity; olfactory receptor activity. The coding region runs from base 36 to 989 and encodes 317 amino acids.
GUAAUAUUAGAAUAACUCCGGGGGCAGAAAAGGAAAUGCAAGGAGAAAACCUCACCGUUUGGAGCUUUUUUCUCCUGGAGGGUUUUUCUAGGUACCCAGCGUUAGAGAUCGUUCUCUUCGUCUUCAGCCUCGUGAUGUAUCUGAUCACGCUCUUGGGUAACAGCACUCUGAUCUUGAUCACUGUCCUAGAUUCACGCCUCCAAACCCCCAUGUACUUGUUCCUUGGAAAUCUCUCUGUCCUGGAUAUUUGUUACACAUCUGCUUCUGUUCCCACUUUGCUGGUGAACUUGCUGUCAUCCCAGAAAACCAUCAUCUUUUCUGGGUGUGCCGUACAGAUGUACCUGUCCCUGGCCAUGGGCUCCACGGAGUGUGUGCUCCUGGCUGUGACGGCGUAUGACCGUUACGUGGCCAUUUGCGAACCCCUGAGAUACCCCGUCAUCAUGAGCAGGCAGGUCUGUGUGCAGAUGGCCGCUGUCUCCUGGGUGACGGGCUGUCUGACCGCCCUGCUGGAGACCAGUUUCACCCUGCAGGUGCCCCUCUGUGGGAAUCUCAUCGAUCACUUCACGUGUGAAAUUCUGGCCGUGCUGAAGUUAGCUUGCACACGUUCACUGCUCGUGGACACGAUCAUGCUGGUGGUCACUGUGCUCCUCCUGCCCGGCCCCAUGCUCUUCAUUUGCAUCUCUUAUGUCUUCAUCCUUUCCACCAUUCUGAGAAUCAGCUCAGCGGAGGGAAGACACAAAGCCUUUUCUACGUGUGGUGCCCACCUGACUGUGGUGAUCUUGUUUUACGGGGCCGCCCUCUCCAUGUACCUGAAGCCGUCGUCCUCCUCGAGCUCACAGGAAGUAGAUAAGAUCAUCUCACUGCUCUAUGGAGUGCUGACCCCUAUGUUGAACCCCAUCAUCUACAGUUUGAGAAACAAAGAAGUCAAAGAGGCCGUGAAAAAAGUACUGGGCCGCAUGCUAUGGUAUCGAGCACACGGACGUCUCUGACUCAGGUGCGCUCCUGGCAGAAGUCAGCGCAGAAAUCCUACGCGGCGCGCUCACGCUUAGAACGCUGAUGUCACCCCCAGCCCCGGCAGUGUCACAGCUGUGGGAUAUGUGUGCGCCAAAGUGAUUGCCCGUGGGCAGCAGUAGGUCCAGUUGGCCUUUGGUCGUAGUUUCUGUCCGCUGUGUUUCCCGGUUGCCGAAGUGUUGGUCUGUAGCCUCCUCACGCGCGGGCCCUGCGGCAACGCUUGGAUGCAUUCAUCAGUGAAUGUUGGCGCCCCGAGAAAUUGGUGUGUGCUCCCUGCCUCAGGUCCUUUCUAGAAUGAGGUGGGCGCACAAAGAUGCAAAGAAACAAAUAACCGAGAUGGGCCUUGAUUAUGCAAAUGGGAAAAUUAGAGGAAAAUGAAAAGCCUCUCUUGGCAUCGCACGGUGAUGGGACUAGAAAUGCAACCCUUCUCCUCUUGUCUCUGCCGAGAGUUCUGCCACUGCCGCCGCGCCUCCCUCAGGACCCUUCCUCACUCAGAACUGCUGACGAAGGCUCCUGACUUUGUGACUGAAGCCUCCAGUACCCGUGUGAUUUGCUUACCUGCCACCCUUGCUUUUCUAAGCGCAUAGAUCCUUGUGUAAACUGUUAUCUGUUUCUUUGUCUGUGCCGCCCCCCCCCCGCCCCCAAAGGCUUUCUGUGUGUCAGCCUUUUCUCUUUACCGGGCGGCUGACCUCACAAGGGCAGGGAAACGUCUUACGGUGUCCCUUUCAUGCUUACAGCAGACAUUGGUCAACUAAUAAACUUACCAGGUUUAAACGAACCCCCUUGAGAAGUCAGUACCACCCGUGAAGGUGAUGCCGGGAACCCCAUAGGGCAGUGAGGUUUCUUGCUUUAUAAAUAUUCAACGAUGGCAGAGACCGUGUUUAUGGUAGUUGUUUUAAAACUUUUAUUUGUAUAAAAAUUUUGCUGGUGAUAAAACGCCGACUCCAGGUCUCUCCUUGCAGAUAUUCUGAUGCAGUAGCUCUGGGGUGGGGUCCUGACAGUCUGCAUUUCAAAACAGAUCCCUGAGAAAUUCUGGUACAGAUUUUGAGAUGACUGUACUCUGGGAGACAUGGUUUCUGGCAAAAAUCUAGCAUUCCAAAAUAAAAGUAGGAUUCGUUCUCAUUUCUCCCCUUUUGCCUUUUAAUUUUGUUUUUCCUUCUAUUGUUUGUGCCUGUGUGUGUGCCUUCUCAUUUGUCUACUUCCACGCCCAGGGUAGGGAAGAGGAGAGGGUUUUGAAUGGAGGAAGUUUAACCCACUUGACAAAUUUCAACAUUUUAAAGACCUGAAAUGUUUUAGUAUUGGAUGUUGUGUUCUGGAUGAUUUCACUUGUAGACCAUUCCCUUAGCUCUAGGGCUUCCAUUACAUGUUUGGGGAUGUAUAACCCACAUAAAAAGACACUUGAAGUUAUCACCCAGCAAAGUUCUGGUGAUGCCGGGGUGCCUGAGUGGCUCAGUCAGUGAAGCUUCGGACUCUUGAUUUUGGCUCAGGUCACGCUCUCAGGCUGGUAGUAUGGAGCCUGGCAUUGGGUUCUGUGCUGGGCAUGGAGACUGCUUAAGAUUCUUUCUCUCCCUCUCUCUCUGCCCCUCUCUCUAAAAAAGAAUUCCUGGUGAUGCAGCAAGGGGACAAAUUUGAAGCCAGAUAUUGCUGCCAACAGAUGUUUGAUCAUGGAGGAUGAAAGCAAGCCCCGAGUAGAUGGCUUUGGGGCAGGAGAGGAGAGCUGACCACAAAGCUUUCAUCCCAGAAGUAAUUCUUUUUUCUGCUUAGAUAUCUCAACCUUCACAACCAGAUAC